ACCCUCCCAAUUAAAAAAGAUCAUCAAAACCAUGGCUGGUUCUGGUUCUCCCUGUGGAGCCUGCAAGUUCUUGAGAAGAAAAUGUGCGAGAGGGUGUAUUUUUGCUCCUUAUUUCUGCUAUGAAGAGGCAGCUACCCAUUUUUCUGCCAUCCAUAGGUUUUUUGGCGCAAGCAAUGUGUCGAAGCUUUUAGCUGACCUUCCGUUGAGCGAUCGAUGCGAGGCCGCAAUGACGAUAUCAUACGAAGCUCAAGCCAGGCUUCAAGAUCCCAUUUAUGGCUGUGUUUCACAUAUUUUUGCUCUCGAACAGCAGGUGGUCAACUUACAAGCACACUUAGCUUUCCUCAUGGAUCAAGCAGCUCAAAGCUUUGUCAAUGGCUCUGCUGUAGCAAACCCUAAUGAGAAAUUUUAUGGGAAACUUCCUUCUCACACAGAUCUAGAGGAAGCUCAAAGUUGGUUUCAUGAGUUAGAAAAUUCAUCCAACUCCAUGCCACAAUUCAAUUCAACCCACAUCAAUAAUCCUGGAACUACAUCAUACUAUGAGAAUGGAAUUAUGAAUUCAAAUAACUCUGUUAAUGGGAGUUAUGAAAAAUCAGUGAAUAUCCCAGAAGAAAAUGUCUCAUAUGGCAGCUUCGAAGAGGGCACUUCUCAUUCCAUGUCUUCUUUUGGCAUGCAAACAAAUUACAACAGGCAAUGGGGUUUUCAGGAUGCUGAUGAGCUUCAAUCAGUGGUUUUCAACUACAUUCACCAGCAUUCAUGAGGUGACGGCCCAUCGAUGAGUAUAUUG
Molecule: messenger RNA, 784 nt
Organism: Prunus avium (sweet cherry)
Lineage: Eukaryota; Viridiplantae; Streptophyta; Magnoliopsida; Rosales; Rosaceae
Product: LOB domain-containing protein 29-like
Biological process (GO): hormone-mediated signaling pathway; positive regulation of DNA-templated transcription
Cellular component (GO): nucleus
Source: RefSeq, a predicted model, not a curated record